Blastomyces dermatitidis ER-3 is the source of this 1978-nucleotide messenger RNA. RefSeq names its product ER-derived vesicles protein ERV14. NCBI's taxonomy places the organism in Eukaryota, Fungi, Ascomycota, Eurotiomycetes, Onygenales, Ajellomycetaceae. The transcript has 5 exons. Gene Ontology annotation, biological process: endoplasmic reticulum to Golgi vesicle-mediated transport. The record is from RefSeq and is a predicted model, not a curated record. Gene Ontology annotation, cellular component: COPII-coated ER to Golgi transport vesicle; endoplasmic reticulum membrane. The coding region runs from base 811 to 1227 and encodes 138 amino acids.
AACGGAUACUGUGUUUGAUUUCCAUCCCGCUGUUGUUUGAAACUUUGAGGGUCGCUAGUUAUGGAGCGGCAGAGGUAGGAUAAGGUGUGUCCGCUGUUGACGGCCUCUUGCUAUUCCAACGUAGUGGUGAUUGAGGGACACUUAUGCUCCGGGAAAAGAAAACGGGUAGAUUGCACAGUAUCAUAGCCAGAGAGAAGGACCUAAGGCAGUCGACGGUUUCCCUCGCUAGUUAUUUAACUAGUUACUAUUUCAAUAAAUAUUUAAAAGAGCCUCAGCCAAGCCAUCCAUCCACCAACCACCGACUGCCAACUGCUAGUUAAAUAACAUAUCUGCCAACGUCCGCCCACCGCCAAAGCCUUUCCGCACCACCCAACGCCUGUGUCAGCUCUCUCCAGCUUUUCGCAUCCUACGUUCUCUCAGACUGACGACCCCUCGACUCCUAUCUACCGCUUUUGCUCCUGUUUUCUCUCGCCGCCUCGACGCCCAUAUAGCUCUCCAUGCCGCAUCGCUCCUAUUGGCUCGUUUAUAUAAGCUAGCUAGCCCAUCCAGCCCUCGCACAUUUUGUCAUCCGCCUGCAUACACAUGCGCGACUGCUGCUACUUUCGUUAGAAGAAGGCAUUUCCAGACCAGCUACUCCAGGACACCUUUUAUGGUCGGAUAGCGGGAUAUCGUUCAUAUCGGGAAUACACUCGGGUUGUGCGCGAGCUAUCCUCCAGUUCUGACGUAAAUAUUCACGAAUACGGAAACCAGCCGUGCAAAGUCAAUAUAAAACCGCCCACCCUCUCUUGAAAAACAUAAACAACAUCCAUCAUGUCUGGCGAAGCGUGGCUCUACUUGUUGGCGGUACUGUUAAAUGCCGUCAACCUCUUUCUACAAGUUUUCUUCACGAUUAUGUAUAGCGACUUGGAAUGUGAUUACAUCAACCCCAUUGACCUUUGCAACCGACUCAACGCCUAUAUCGUCCCAGAAGCCGCCGUUCAUGCAGUCCUAACGAUCCUCUUCGUUGUUAAUGGAUACUGGCUGGCCAUAAUUCUCAACCUCCCCCUUCUGGCAUUCAAUGCGAAGAAGAUAUUCGAUAACCAGCAUCUUUUGGAUGCUACGGAGAUUUUCCGAAAGCUUAAUGUGCACAAGAAGGAAUCAUUUAUCAAACUCGGAUUUCACCUUAUCAUGUUCUUCUUCUACCUCUACAGUAUGAUCGUCGCCCUAAUCAGAGACGAUCCACAUUGACUACGUGAGAAAACGGCAAACGCGAUGCGGGAUGGUCGUCCGGCUGGUUUGUAAUCCCACAGCUACCAGAAGCUGAACCCCGAGGUCAACGAGUAAUUCGAGCCGACCAACUUCGAAAUCCAGAAUAGAAGGGUGGACAUUUGUUCGUAGAAUAAUAGUCCAUCCCACGCCAUCCUUAAAACCCCAAUAUUUGAGUUUCCAUGUGCUUUUUUUUCUUCUCUUUUUUCUUCUCUUUUGCGAGCCGCGUUUGUUGAUAGAGUUGACUGUGUUCGGAAAUGGUUUCAUUUUGUUUUAUGUCUUUCCUUACAUUGGGAGGGUUUAUUUUCCCUAUAUGAUACGCCUUAGGAGAUGAGAAACGAUUCUGUAAUAGUGCUUAUGUUUUGCUACUUGUCAUUUCCAACGUUUAUUUCCUGUUUGUCUUUCUCCUUAACGUUGGGUUGACGGGUAUGAAAAGAGUGAUGUAUGAGAUAGGCGGGCACGAAGGGUGCGAAAUUCGAGGUAUAUUUGAGAGCGGGUGCUGGGAGUCUACAUAUGUUUUCUUAUCCCUAAUAUCCUGCCAAUCCUUGUGUAUACAUACUUAAACUUAUAAUGAAGAGCGUAAGAUACACGCUCAUUUCCCUUGCAUUUUCUGAUAUAAGGCACCUGCGAGGGCGUUGUUGUUCUGUUGCUUAAAUAACUAGCAUUCUGCACUAUUAAAACGUACUAGGUGACAGAUAUUACAAUAUAAGUAAAUUAUUUUCCGUCAUUCCCA